GUUGAGAGUGUAUGGAGGGUGUCUUAACAGUCUGAUGCCUCUGGGACGCAGACUGAAGUGUAUGUAUUGGGGGUUAAUCAAGUAUGUGAUUUUGCUUGGCUGUAUAUGUUCAUUUUGGGGUUUCAUAUGACCCUUGUUUAACUCUUUGGGGUUGUAGUCUGUGGGCACUCAUUCCUUUGAAGGCUUUUCACUCUCUGGACUCUCUGGACCAUCAUAUCAGGAGGCCCCCCUAGCCCAGAGGUGGGUAGCGGUCUGCCCAGACGCUCCCCGUGGAUGUUUACAGCCACAGGGUCUCACAGCCACUAAAGCAAAAGAGGGAUAAAAAAGGAAAUGAACAACUCGACAACAGGCCCAAGUGAGGGCUUGCGGCUCCACUGCAACAUGUCCGGCAGACACGACUUCAUCUUCACCUUCAUCCCUGUCGUCUAUGCUUGCAAUUUCGUCAUUGGAAUGGUGGGCAACAGCAUGGUGGUGGCCGUCAUCUACCGCUACAUGAAGCUGAAGACUGUAGCCAAUGUAUUUGUGCUCAAUCUAGCCGUGUCGGACUUGACCUUCCUUGUCACGCUGCCCAUGUGGGCCACCUUCACCGCUACUGGUUACCACUGGCCCUUUGGAAGCUUUCUGUGCAAAGCUAGUGCCGGCCUGGUCAUUUUCAACCUUUACACUAGUAUAUUCUUCCUCACAGCUCUUAGCAUGGACCGCUACCUGGCCAUUGUGCACCCUGUGCGCUCCAGGAGACGACGGACCCUACUCUAUGCCCGAAUCACUUGCGUCUUGGUCUGGACCUUUGCUUUCUUACUUAGCAUGCCCACAGCACUGAGCCGAGACGUCUACAGGAUCGAGAACCACGUGUCCAUAAUAUGCGGUGUCCUGCACAGCAAUGAGCAGAUCCACUUGCUAGUCUCCCUAAGUAUCCUGAAGAGUGUGUUGGGCUUCCUUGUGCCCUUCCUCAUCAUCAUCACCUGCUACUGCUUGAUGGGCCGCGCCUUGCUUGGUGCUAAGGGCAUACUGAAGAAAAGCUCCCGCUCACGAGAGGAUGAGACGCUACGCAUUCUAGCUGCUGCAGUCCUAGCCUUCUUCAUCUGCUGGGCCCCUCACCAGAUCUUCCACUUCAUGGAGCUGCUGGCAAUGCUGGGAGUGGUGAAGAACUGCAGUGUGCUGGAUGUUAUUGACACCGCCAUGCCCUUCAGCAUCUGCCUCGCCUACUUCAAUAGCUGUGUCAACCCCAUCUUAUAUGGAUUUGUGGGACACAAUUUUCGCAAGAACCUUUUGAGAUUACUGCGCUGUGGGUCAGCUCCAGUUGGGGGUCAUCCCAGUUUCAGCAGUAAAAUUACUCUAUCUCACAGAGCAUCUGGGUUACUGCAUCUCCCCAGUAGUAAAAAGGUUUCAGAGCAUAAUGCUAAGACAUCGGAAGAGCCAAAAACCUAGCAAAAUGAAACCACUGUACAGUCCAAAUCUUUUUUUUUCUCAUUUGCAUUUGGGAAGCAUACAACGAAGACCAUCUUGUGGACCACAGACUUUAGCUCAAUGUGGAAAGGAACAGGAACUCAUUCAUUUCAAAUGGGAGUUGAUGUUCAGCUCCACCUACUGGUCCCCAGUCUUCUGAGGAGCAUGCUGGGCUUCCUUGCACAAUGGUCAUUACCUGCUACCACCUGAUGCGAUACACAUUUGUGCCAGAGAGUUGUUGACCACCAUGGUGGUAUUCUUCUGGGCUCCUCACCAGGUGGAGCUGCAGGCAAUGCUGGGUAUGGUGGUGAGCUGUCAUUUGCUGGACAUUAUCAAUAUUGCUCUCAAACAGCUGCUUACUGUAAUAGUGACACAAAACCCAUCAUCUAUAGCAAUGGUCACUAACCCUGCUCCUAGAGAUCUACCAGGUGGGGCCUGAUCCUUCUAACCAUUGCCUUCAGAAUUCCUUUAUUAGCUGAAUUAGACAUGUUGGGUUGGAAGUAAAACCUGCAAGAAGGUAUAUGUCCAGGAGAAAAGUUGGUGACCACUGCUUUAUGAGACACUUUUGGAAGAACCUACUGAGGCUACUGCACUGUGGGUCAACUCCAGAUAGGAGUCAUCCCAGUAUUAGCACUGAAUAGAUGACUAUUAAAAUGACUGUUUUACCCUUCAACACUUUGAAGUUACUGCAUUUGUCCAGUAGCAAAACCAUCUCAGAGCAUGAAUAAACUGAAAGGCCUUGUAGAAUUAAAUCUCUACAGCUGUUUGUCCAAACGUAUCCAGACACCAAUUCAAUUUAGUUCAUUCAGAUCUAUUAAAGUGCUUCUAUUGCUGAUGCAGGUGUUCAAUUGUGGAUAUACAGCCAGAAUAAUCUCCAUAGCAAAGCACUGACCAAUAGAAUGAGAUGCUCUGGAGCGCACACACAUGAGCGUAAGGUCAUGCCUAAUGAAAACCUUGGACUAAAGGGGUGUAAAGCCCACAGUAUUGGCCUGUGGAACACUGUAACUGCAUUCCCUGGAGUGAUAACGCACUAUUGCACAUUGGUGAUCCAAAACUGAACAUCAGUACCUGAUCUCACUAAUGCUCUUGUGGCUGAAUGCAAUCAAAACCUCACAGCAAUGUUCCAACAUCUAGUGUAAAGACUUCCCAGAACAGUAGAGGCUGUUACUGCACCAAAGGAGGACAAAUUCCUUAUUAGCUCAUUUAGCUCACUAAACAAAAUGUAGUCCAAUUUUGCAAAAAACAGGAACUCGCUGAUUUCAAUUGGGGGCUAGAAACAGUCUGACACAAUGCAGCUUGCAACUGCUUCAGAAUUGCUUCAGGUUUAAGUAGAACACGUUCUAUUUUUGAUGCAAGGUCAUGCAGCUAUAGCCCAAUAUCAGUCUUACUGUAUCAGAACGUUAUCAGCAUUAUUACGUAUCAAACUUGCUUGGCUAGCUUGUUUACUAAAGACUUUUUUGCAAGCCAGGGUGAAAAGAAAUGGUGUUUGUUAGAAUUAUCCAAAAACAUAUAUCACAGAAUUUGAUAGUGGUGGACAAAUACCUCAAAUCAUGUACUUGAGUUAAAGUAGAGAUACCCAAGGUAAAAUAUUACUCCAGUAAAAGUAGAAGUUCCUCCCUUUAGACCUCCACUUGAGUAAAAGUACAAAAGUAUUUGCCUUCAAAUGUAUUUAAGUAUCGAAAGUAAAAAUACUAAAAGAUUAAUUAACUUAAUGCAACUCAGUUACAAGUUUAAGCAUCUGGUCUCUGUUCAUGAACAUGAACUAGCCAAAACAAAUUUACUGUAAAAUGAAAGUGUUUGUAUGAAUUCUGAAAAAAGCCGCGUCAGUCUCGACUGCAUAUGUGGACAUAUUUCUAUA
Pygocentrus nattereri (red-bellied piranha) is the source of this 3304-nucleotide messenger RNA. RefSeq names its product angiotensin II receptor, type 1b (gene agtr1b). Gene Ontology annotation, molecular function: angiotensin type II receptor activity. Bases 331 to 1428 code for a protein of 365 amino acids. Lineage: Eukaryota; Metazoa; Chordata; Actinopteri; Characiformes; Serrasalmidae. Gene Ontology annotation, biological process: immune response; regulation of vasoconstriction; G protein-coupled receptor signaling pathway. The transcript is spliced from 2 exons. The record is from RefSeq and is a predicted model, not a curated record. Gene Ontology annotation, cellular component: membrane.